CAUUGCGCCGGUCAAUCGAAUUGGAACAAGCAGGACAAGUUCGAAAAUAAUUAUAUUUUUCGAGCAACACAAUUUACAAGCAAUAAAUAAAAAGCAAUUAAUAUGGAAGUACACGUUGAAUUUCCAAGACUACUGCAGAUUGGCUUCAAACUCGUCGGGCACAGGGUACAACAGUAUCGAUUAGCCACCAGCCACACAGUCAUCGUGGAGACGAAAUAUGGUCAAGUUCGGGGUCUAAAGCGUAAGACUGUCUACGAUGAAGAGUUUUACUAUGCCUUCGAGGGUAUACCCUACGCCAAGCCGCCAGUGGGUGAGCUGCGUUUCCGUGCACCAGAACCGCCGGAAGCGUGGAAAGGCGUACGCGAUUGUACCACAUAUAGCGAGAAGCCGCUGCAACGCCACAUGGUGUUGGGUACAAUUGAGGGCUCCGAGAAUUGCCUAUAUCUGAAUGUGUAUGCGAAGCGGAUGCAAACUGAGAAGCCGCUGCCCGUCAUUGUGUGGAUCUAUGGCGGUGGCUUCCAGAAAGGCGAAGCCUCCCGCGAUAUCUACAGUCCGGAUUACUUUAUGAAACAGCCGGUAGUGAUGGUGACCAUCAACUACAGACUGGGAGCGCUUGGUUUUCUCAGUCUUAAAGAUCCCAAGUUGAAUGUGCCUGGCAAUGCUGGUCUCAAGGAUCAGGUGCUGGCACUGCGCUGGAUCAGUGAAAAUAUUGCGCACUUCAAUGGCGAUCCCAAUAAUAUAACACUGAUGGGAGAGAGUGCAGGCGCCGCUUCCACCCACAUUAUGAUGACGACUGAACAGACCCGUGGACUAUUUCACAAGGCCAUAUUGCAGUCGGGCUGCGCGCUAGCCGCCUGGGCGGAUAUGCCGAAUCGCAAUUGGGGGUAUCGUCUUGCCUAUCAGAUGGGCUACCAGGGCAGUGAGGAGGACGCGGAUGUUCUACAAUUUCUUUGUAAGGCACCUGCACGUCAAAUAGCUUCAAGUGAUCAGGACAUUGUUACGCUGGAUGAGGUGCGGAACUUCUAUCUCGUUGCAUUUGGGCCUACCGUUGAACCAUAUGAGAGCGAACAAUGUGUUGUGCCCAGGCAGCUCAAGAAGAUGCAGGCGAGCGCAUGGGGGAAUAACAUUCCCCUCAUCAUAGGCGGCAAUUCAUUUGAGGGACUGUUCUUCUCUCAGGUGGUGAGUAAAGAUCCCUGGGUCCUGACCCACUUCGAUAAUAUAAUACCGCGUGAGGUGAGCAAGGUAAGCACACCGGAGCAACUGCAGCAUAUGGUGCGGCGUCUGAAGCAUGUCUACUUUGGGGACGAGCAGCGCCAGUGUAUGGAGCUCUUGGAGGCACUGUAUAUAUUCUCGCAUCGAGAAGUCUGGCACGAUUUGCAUCGCACUGUCAUGGCUCGAUUGGCUUAUGCUCCUGGGUCAGCCACCUAUCUGUAUCGAUUUGACUUUGACUCGCCGCAUUUCAAUCAGUUCCGCCGUCUUGCUUGUGGUAACCAGGUGCGUGGUGUCUGCCAUGCGGAUGAGCUAUCUUAUCUCUUCUACAAUCUGCUGGCUACAAAAUUGAAUAAAUCCUCGCUGGAAUAUCGCACCAUUGAGCGCAUGGUGGGCAUGUGGACAGCCUUCGCUGCGAGCAGCGAUCCCAACUGUCCGGCCACAGACUCAGCCCAGUGGACACCCGUGGAACUGACCUCGAAUAGAGUGCACAAUUGUUACAACAUCAGCGAGGAGAUGCAAAUGAUGGCACUGCCCGAGGCCGCCAUACUCGCCGUCUGGGAUACAUUUUACGAGAAGGACGCUCUCUACUAAGUCUCAAAUCCAAUUCCAAUUGAAGCACAUAUCUAUUUUUAAGCACAAAGUGCCAAAAUCCUGUUAACUAUAUAAUAUUAUUAAGAUUAGAAACACAUUUUAAAUGCAAUUAUUAAAUCAACUGCUAAACUCAUCAAAUAAAUUCAUUAUACUAUAUUGAAUAUUUAUAUUUGCUUUAUAAUAAGAGGUAAGAAUAAUCGUGACUAACAAAAUAUAAGUUUAUUUUUAAAUUAAGGAAGUCGAAAAUUAAUUCAUUUCUAGAAAAGAUGAGAUGCAAGGGUUGGGUGCAGCUGUCCCCCUGCCUCACUCUCUGUGUAUUUAUACAGCUUUUUACACAUAACUUAAAUUAUUAUAUUCAACUAAAAAUGUAAAAUAUUAUAAAGCGGUCAAGCACACACACAAACUUACACAUCACACACCUACGCACUUAUUGGCGCAUCAAGCCUGCUUGCCAUUGCAGCCAUUUUGCGGAUAUUGCAAAAAUUUGAAAUAUUUCUCAUGUAGAGAUACCAAGCGCAGUCUGAUAAAAUAUUGCAAUUAAAAUUUAUGUAAAUUAAAUUAGUUUUAAAAAAAUGUCAUAUUUUCAGCGCACAAAAUAAAUGUAAUUAAAUUAUUUUAUCUUA
This is a messenger RNA of Drosophila grimshawi, 2426 nucleotides long. Its product is annotated as esterase B1. The record is from RefSeq and is a predicted model, not a curated record. Lineage: Eukaryota; Metazoa; Arthropoda; Insecta; Diptera; Drosophilidae. The coding region runs from base 103 to 1803 and encodes 566 amino acids. The transcript has 3 exons.